AUGGAGCGCAUGAUGAUAUUUAGGGACUCUAAAAAUUAUUUUAGUGGUAGACAUGCGAGAGUCCGGUGUCUGUCUGAGUAUUUCAUCUGUUGCUCUAUUAUGUCUUGUGUAAGUUGAGAGACUACCGAUGAUAAGACCAACCAUCCCGGUUGGUCUUUCCCCUCUUGUCCUCAUACAAUCGCUUCUCAGAGAAAAUCGAGCGAAGCCCGCAUUGAAACGUGAAUGAUUAAUUUGAAAAUUUCAUUUUUUCUUAUUUUUUCUCUGAUGACUCCCUAUAUCUUAGUAAUAUUUCAUUAUGUUACUGCUGCACGAUCCCUUUAUCAAAGAGCGCGAAUUUCUCUUAGACCUGGCAGCUUAACUGAUCGUAAUAGUACUUAUAUUCAGUAUUCACAGAGUGGCUCCUUGUUUAAUAACUCUAUGUUACUUCGCGGCAGAUCACCCCUUCGGGGCGUUUAGAGUAAAAGACGGACGUCUUCAAUCAUUAUUUACGUUAGAGUUUACGGAUAGUACUAAGGGACAAGUAAGCGCAUUCUUUCAAAUAGAAAAGAUAAACUUUGGGAGUAUGUUAGUGUGAGUCGGAGAACAAGCAUGCAGCGUGCGUCUUACCAAGGAGCCGCAACAUGCCAGACGGAAUUUUGUAAAAGUAGGAAGCGGUGGAAGACAUAUGCCAAAUAUGGGGCGACGCGGCAGCCAUCGUUUUAAGGAGACGCCGCAAGGCGUCUGGGUGGUCUAUUCAACGUUGUUCUCAAAACUUCAUACUAUUUUAAUUAUUUCUACUAUUAACAUGUGUCCUCGAUCUGUCCCUGUAACUCACAUCACUCUCAUGUCAUCUCCCUUCUAACUUGUCCGGCAGCACACGUAGAAUAGCAGGAAAGACGACGACCGCGGGAAACUCCUGCACUAAAAGUGGGACUCAGCUAACCCAUCAAGCCAAGUUUUGAGACGCAUACGUCGGGAGAAGGAGAUAACGAUGUGACGGAGUAGAAAAAAGUAACAGGAAACCUCAUCAAUGCGACUUUAUAGUAACUUAGCUGUAACGGCAAUUAUUGCCACUCCCAUUCUUUCACCAGGCCGCUUUCAUCACGCUUUUAGCUCCGCGCUGUAGAUGACUGGUGAGGCAUGUGACUUCACCGGUCGAGAUCUCAAAAACAUUAGUUAAGUCCGAUCUCUGCGCUUAGGCGUAGCACAGGCUUGCUUCACUGAUUUCGGGUUUGCUAGUCGUAGUCAAUUUUUUUAACUGUCAGUACAGUUCAUGUUUUAGGUGGUUCAUCAGUAAAUCCAUCAUCAGUGUUGCGGCGUGUCAUACCCCUGCAGGUGUGCUGACUUGCUCACGGGGCCCCGCUGCGUCGGGUUGCGCCUUAGGUUUUCUACAGGAGUCGAAUGUGCGGCUUCUCCGAUAGAUGUAGAUUUGUGGCCGAUUGUCCGGUCUUAUGCGCACCCAGUAUGUAAUUUGGAUGAUCCUAUAAAUAAGGAGGUAAAUAAUUGAUUGAAAGGGUGGCAGCAUAUAGUCCUAACGCAAAAAAAAAAAAAAAAACCUACGGUCGUUAAAAGUAGCGAUAUCAGGGACUCACACAUGACUGCGACUGCAUUGUUUCAAGUGUAGGGCAGUCUACGUUGUUUCAAGUGUGUUGUCAAAAAGUCUUUGGUGGUCCAAAAGUCGUAUAAUAUGAGUGUGAGUUACUUUUUACGUCUUCGAACUCAGCCCGUAU
Amoebophrya sp. A25 is the source of this 1709-nucleotide messenger RNA. The record is from the annotation of a GenBank genome assembly. NCBI's taxonomy places the organism in Eukaryota, Dinophyceae, Syndiniales, Amoebophryaceae.